GCCAUCGAAUGGACUCUUUUUGCGUUCGCAUACACUUUCGUAGGAUUACGAAUCGGCGUGCGAGUUGCGCGGAGGCAGCAGAAACAUGUCAUAAUCUCGGACUGCUUGCUGGUAGCAUCUACACUUGGUUGUUUGGGUCUGAUCAUAUCGGCCGAUGCAAAGAACGAAGUCAUUCUGGACAAGGUGAUUUCUUUGUUGCUUCUCACAAAGCUUGUACUGAUCGAUCAUCGUAGNAUAUCCUUCGCCUCGAACUACUUCUACAACGCGGGGAUGUACUGGCUUAAAGCUGCGUUGAUUGCUCUUUACUUCAAGAUCAUCCCAAGCACCAUGCCACGACUACGGAUGUCGUUGUAUAUUGUCACUGGACUUGUGGUCGCGUGCGCUGUAUACACCUUCUUGCUCGACACUCUUUGGUGUGCAUGCUCCACCUUCAACUCGCUCCUGGUCUUGCAGAUCGACUGGGCGAUGAAUCUCUUUUCUGACACUGCGAUCUUUGUCCUUCCAUUUCCUCUUCUGCGCCAACUCUAUCUCAAUCGCAAUCAGAUAUAUGGACUACUGGUGACGUUCGCACUCGGUCUCACCACCAUCGCCGUCAACCUCGCUCGCUUCAUCACAAUCCAAACCGGCAACAACCAGAAUGCCGUGUCCAUUUGGUCUAUGGCCGAGAUGGCCGUCGCAAUUGUCGUCGUCUCACUUCCCGCACUCAAGACACUACUACGCCGCAAGAACAAGACUUCCACAAGCUCAAAUUCGUAUUCUAAUGGUCAUCAUUAUGUGGUCACGGCUUCGCACCGAAAGUCUGUGUUUGGGAGGGGAGAUGCACUGGAUGAUAGCGGCAGUGAUGUGGAGCUCAAUCAUGUCGGCAAGAAGGAUGUUAUCUACAAGACCAAGGAGGAGAAUGAUGAUGGAGGGCCAGUGGCUCUAGCUUGGACAAACAAUGGGUAUGAUGGUGGUGCUGGUAAGAGUGGUGCUUGA
Aureobasidium vineae is the source of this 975-nucleotide messenger RNA. The record is from the annotation of a GenBank genome assembly. Lineage: Eukaryota; Fungi; Ascomycota; Dothideomycetes; Dothideales; Saccotheciaceae.